This is a messenger RNA of Laccaria bicolor S238N-H82, 213 nucleotides long. It is a transcript of the gene MISSP8.3, whose product is annotated as small secreted protein. Bases 1 to 213 code for a protein of 70 amino acids. The record is from RefSeq and is a predicted model, not a curated record. The transcript is spliced from 3 exons. NCBI's taxonomy places the organism in Eukaryota, Fungi, Basidiomycota, Agaricomycetes, Agaricales, Hydnangiaceae.
AUGUAUUUCCACACUCUUUUCGCCUGUGCUACCCUCAUGCUCAUUACCACUGCUCAUGCGUCCCCAACUGUGAUAAAUUCACUCGAUAGUCGCAAAGCUGAUCUCAACGGAGACGUUGAGGCCAGGCAUGCCGCAGACUGGAGACGCGAUAGUGAUUGGAGACGCGAUAGUGACUGGAGGCGUGAUAGUGACUGGAGGCGCGAUAGUGAUUGA